AUGGCUGCUUUGCGGACUGAUCUGAAAACCGCUAUGAGAGCCAAAGACACCACAAGACUGAAUGUACUUCGUGCUUUGAUCUCCGAGACCAACAACGCCGCCAAAACCGCCUCGCCGAUCCAGACAGACAUUCAGCUCUUGUCACUUAUCCGGAAACGCAUUAAUGCCUCCAGAGAUGCAGCAAACGAGUUUGAUGCCGCUGACCGUCCAGAUCUGAAGGAGAAAGAGGAUGCACAGGUUGUGGUAUUGGAAGAAUAUGCUAGUCAGGUCAAGACCCUCCCCAUUGCCGAGAUCAAGGAAGUGGUUAUCAAUGAGAUCGCUGCUAUGAUCAAUGCCAAUACGAAGCCCAACCAGGGAACCAUCCUCAAAGCUCUCUUUGCUGUAGGGGGGCCUUUAGAUGGCAAGCCAGUGGACCGGAAAGAAGUUGCUACGGAGGUGAAGAACGCGCUCUCUUAA
Messenger RNA from Penicillium digitatum Pd1, 456 nucleotides. RefSeq lists its product as uncharacterized. NCBI's taxonomy places the organism in Eukaryota, Fungi, Ascomycota, Eurotiomycetes, Eurotiales, Aspergillaceae. The record is from RefSeq and is a predicted model, not a curated record. Gene Ontology annotation, molecular function: carbon-nitrogen ligase activity, with glutamine as amido-N-donor. Gene Ontology annotation, cellular component: mitochondrion.